GUUCUAAUAGUAUUUUAAAAAACACAGGAAAAUUUUUCAUAGUUACUAAACUUUAGAUCACAAUGGUAGGCGCAUAGAGAUAGACAACCCAUGUAGCGACGUUAGUGGUGCUGGGAAAGCUGAGGUACUAGCUAGCGGUUCCGCAUGUGAAAGACUAGGGGCAGGCCCAACGAGUAGUGAACUGGAGGAUGGUCGAUAAACCUGAAUAUGAUUGCACGGUUGCCUUAGUUGUAUAAAUAUUCUAGUGUAUCCCAUUUUGCGUUUGAGAAUUGCAUAAUCUGACUAUUCUAAACUUUGUCCUUGGAAGAAAGAGCAAGACAUAUAUACAAGUAUGCAUUGAAUAAUAAACAAUUCAUUUUUAAUGUUAUUCCUUAUAUUGAAUACAGACAAUGCGAUUGAUGUAUCGGUUGCCAGAUUCAUCGGAAAUCAGAGUCUGUAGUACAACACUUUUCACGAAUGAAAUGAUGAAUUUGAUUUUCAAUACCUAGAACUGGACUUAUUUUAUACGAAGAAUGUGAAUAUUGAAGUCUCACUGCCACUGCUAUUAGUGUAAAUACCGCGGUGGGGUAUGUUGAGUCCAGCAAACUUGAUCGCUACCUUAUUAAAAGACCUCACACGGAGGGAGAGCUCACUGUAACUGCUGGUAUGACGUGUAUUGUACAAACAAGGAUUCGGAGUCAUAUUGGUAUAUUGACUUAACCUGUAUUUAUUUAAGAUUUUCCACAGGAACGAUAGCAAAGUCCAGAGGAUAAUUUUACACCAUGCGCUUAAACUGUCGGGUAUUAUCACUUUUGACGUAUGUGAGCAAUUUACAUAUCGUUUAUGAUUUUCGAUUAAAUUUCAGAAAAUAAUUACGACAAGCGGUUUUGUGCAGCAAGGUGACAUAAAUAAAUGGAUAAAUUUUAGUAUGCUUAUUGAUACCAGCUUUCAUUGGUAUAACGUUCUAAGGCAGAAGUAGAGAGGUUGCAGUCUUGAAGGAAAACGAUAAAGUAUGUGUAAGCACCUCUGUGCCUGAAGUAUCCUCAUAAUUAGUAAAACUGGCAAUGGAAAAAUAUUUUUCCCUUUAUGGAGAGGGGCUUUGAAUGAGGACAAGAAGUGAUUCAAGAGCUGAUAGAAAAACAUUUCCUAGAAGCAACCACUGUAGGAAUUGUGCAGUCGAACUAUUGAGAAGGCAAGCUGAGACGACGGUGAUGCGCGGAUGAUGUUGUGGGAUAUGCGGCAAACCGGAUUUCCCUUCUCCGUGUUCGACUUCUCUGUGAACAUUCACCGUUUGGUCGACAGUGCCACCGCGGCAUGUCAAGGACGUCCACGGGUGCUAAAUGAGGUCUACACAAGGUGAGGGUUCUUCCCGAAGCUGGGAUGAAUGGGCCAGGGAUGUCAAUCCCCUGAGGCUCCAGUGCAUUGGGAUGCAUCCCUUAUUGGGCCUGGUGCCACACCCCACUUCUGGGACACAGAGUUUGUCUUGCUGUAGAGCUGAAGUGGAAUCCCUAAAGGCGGAAUGCGAAAAUUAUGACAGAGGGUGCCACCACGUGACUGUGGUAGGAGAGGCGCUCUCCCAGUUUAACACUCUAUCAACUCACCAGCCUCGUCACAAGCGCACUAUGUUCAUGAAACUGAGUAUUUCUGAGAAUAAAAAAAACUCAAACCGCAUGUAG
This is a messenger RNA of Phytomonas sp. Hart1, 1655 nucleotides long. The record is from the annotation of a GenBank genome assembly. Lineage: Eukaryota; Euglenozoa; Kinetoplastea; Trypanosomatida; Trypanosomatidae.